Messenger RNA from Tetranychus urticae (two-spotted spider mite), 3779 nucleotides. RefSeq names its product ubiquitin-protein ligase E3C. Gene Ontology annotation, biological process: protein polyubiquitination; ubiquitin-dependent protein catabolic process. Gene Ontology annotation, molecular function: ubiquitin protein ligase activity; protein binding. The record is from RefSeq and is a predicted model, not a curated record. Lineage: Eukaryota; Metazoa; Arthropoda; Arachnida; Trombidiformes; Tetranychidae.
UAUUUUGAAUGAAGUUCUAUCAGCUGAUGGUAGCAAUAGUUUUUACAUUUAAAGAGUUUUGAUUGUGAUUAAUGGUAUCUCUGUUAAUAGCUUUUUAGUCUUCACUUUUUGGAUAUUAAUUUAAACGCAAUACCAUUUUGGCCCAAUUGAAGCAUCAUAACCCAUUAGAAUCCUAAGUUAUCUCCGACCAUUUAUCAUGUUUAGCUUUGAAGGAAAUUUCAAAUCAAAACCUGAACAAAGACUUGGAGGAGCAUCGAAAAAGUUAACAAGGGAACAGUUGAUUCAGAAAAAUGCAGAAGAACGCAGACAAAGAGAAACUUUACGAAAGCAAAUUCAUGCAGUCACAAAAAUCCAAUCUGUCUUUCGUAGCUAUUUAAUCCGCAAACGUUUGUUUAAUGAACUCAGACAACAAUUUGAUCAAGAAUUCAACAGAUUGACCAAUUGUCAAAAAAAUUGUAAUGUUUUCUUAACCAAUACAUGCCAACGGCUGCUUCUAUUCUAUCAUCCAUCAUCUGACGGUUCUCGCCUGCUAUCCUUAGGACAAACCUUUAUCAAGCUCAAAAGUUUGGUUAUUGAAUGUCUUCUACAAGAUCCCAUUCAAUGGUCUCAUCGAAUCAGGAAGCUGUUGUUUGCUAACAUUAAGCAACUUUGUUUAUCUCUAAAGACGGAUAAUAACUUGUCUGUGGCUGUGCCUCUUCGAUUGAUUGAGGUCUACACAACUCUGGAAACUUACACUCCUUUGGGUGAUGUGAAAAAAGGACAACGAAUGUUAACAAAUAUAUGGACGUACUUAGCUUCUAAUGGAUAUUUUCACUAUUUACGUGAAAUAAUUGACUCAAAAGUACCAGAACCAUAUGAGGAAACAAUUAAAGCACCAACUCCUAUUGCAGAUUCACUUUUUAAUCUAAUAGUUCGACCUCUAGAUCUUGAUGGAAGCUGCUCAGAAACAGUAAAUUCCACUAUUGUUCUGAAAUUUUUCUCUGAAUUUUUAUCUGGUCCUCUUUCACCUCAAGUCAAACUUCAUGUCAUACCAAAAUUAAUUCAUCAAAUACCUGCUUCACUAACACCAUCAUCAAUCCUUUCAUCAAUAUAUCCUGGACGACUUCCCGAUUCUGAAGAUCAAGUCAAUGGAAUGCAUAGUUUGGCAUUAAAAUGUGAUUUAUGGCAGUUGUAUAAUGUAGUUGCCUUAGUGUCACCCCAACUACAUUUAAUGUCCAAAUCUGAUAAAUUCAGAUAUUUAAUUAUUUUACAAGUUUUGUGCCAGUACUUACCUGAACAAAAUAUAGAAUCACCUGAAGAUGAAGAUGAAGAUGUGGAAAUGACUGAUCCAGGAGAAAAUAGAGAAUACAUGAUCGACCAAGAGUUAAUUGUGGUUGCUAACCAAAUAAUUCAGUUAAUUAAUGAGGUUCCUCAUGUGAACUGUUUGAUUUCUCUAGUGGACACAAAAUCUCCAAACAAAAUUUUACUUAUUGCUCUUUCUUCUGUUUGCCAUGCUCUUCUCUUUUUCCAUAAAUUUGCUCUGCAUCAAUUCAGGUUACUGUAUACAUUAGCUUUCAAACCAAGCUUUCUUCGUCAUUUAUGGUCUUACAUCAUCCAAAUAUCAACACCGUCAAUAUUUGAUCAACCAACUCCUCUCUUACAACUUCUUGCUCGUGGUUUACCUUUAGCAUCCGUUGAUUGGCGGACACUUUUACCCCAAUUCACUCUUUUUUGUGCACUUUUCAGUUAUCUAUUGCCCACCCUGGAUGAUGUUGAGUUUUAUGAAGAAGAAGAUCGCCACUCACUUCACCGACACUCAUCAAUGCCUUUCUCAUUGGUUGAGCUUCAGAAAAUGACCAUGAUUUUGAAAGAUGUCUGUAUCAGAUUAAUUGAGCUUGCUUAUCAUGAUACUAAACUUUCAGUCAAGGAAGAAUAUAGACAAGCUAUGAAAAGUGUUCGUAACGAAGAAAUUGAUGAUGACAAAUUCGUUAAACAAUGGUUGAAACUAUUCAAAUCGACUGUCAAUUUAUUGAGACAUUUGUAUAUAAGAGAUUCUAGAAGAGCCUUUUGUCCACCAAAUCAUUGGAUAAGUCGUCAAAUUUCCAUUCCUGUUGAGAAACCGACUAUUUUUAAAAUAGGAAUCAGACAACGUCGAAGGUAUCAACAAUUUUUAGGUGUUCGAAGGCUGACCAAAAGGGAAUUAGAAGAGCAAGGACCUCCUUUAUCAACCUCUGAAAUAAGAAAUAUAACUAUUUUGCAAGAAAUACCUUUUGUGGUUCCUUUUCAUGAUAGAGUCAAAAUAUUGCAAUCGCUCAUGGCUAAAGAUAAAGAAAAUCACAUUGGUGAGCGUCAUCGAUUCAUGGUACCUGGUAGUGCUAUAGAUAUAAUGAUAAGACGAAAUUUCAUCUAUGAGGAUGCAUUUGAAAAAUUAUCACCUGAAAAUGAACCAGAUCUUAAGAAACCAAUCCGAGUUACUUUAGUUAAUGCUGUAGGUCUCGAUGAAGCAGGUAUUGAUGGAGGUGGAAUAUUCCGUGAAUUUCUGAACGAAUUGCUAAAAACAUGUUUUGAUCCGAAUCGUGGUUUCUUUAAAGCCACUCAUGAACGUCUUCUUUAUCCUAACCCUGCUUCUGAGAUGCUUGUGGAAAAUCAUCAGCAUCAUUUUUACUUUAUCGGAAGAAUGUUAGGAAAAGCUUUGUAUGAAAAUAUGUUAGUCGAAUUACCUUUUUCACCUUUCUUUUUGGUCAAAAUAUUGGUAAAACAUCAAACAUCAGAUAUCGAUGUUCACCAUCUCGCUUCUUUAGACCCAGUUAUGUAUAAAAAUUUGGUUUAUUUGAAAAAUUAUGAAGGUGAUGUUUCUGAAUUAGGAUUAGAUUUCACAGUGGUUAACAGCGAUUUAGGAGAAAACCAGAUAAUUGAAUUAAGACCCGGAGGUGCAAAUAUUCAGGUUACUGCUCAAAAUCGGAUUGAAUACAUUCACUUGAUGGCCGAUUACCGAUUAAAUAAGCAAAUACGAAGUCAAUGUUCUGCCUUUAAGCAAGGACUUGCAGAUGUUAUUGAUCUCGAUUGGAUUCGUAUGUUUGACCCAAGGGAACUUCAAACUUUAAUCUCUGGUGCACAAACACCAAUCGAUCUUGAAGACUUGAAAGCUCAUGUCAAUUAUUCUGGAGGUUAUUCACCGACUCAUCCCACAAUAGAAGCAUUUUGGCAAGUUGUUGAAGAAUUUGAUGAAACAAAACGCCGAAAACUUCUUAAAUUCGUUACAAGCUGUUCGAGGCCACCGCUUUUGGGUUUCAAAGACCUGCAUCCUCCAUUUUGUAUUCAAUGUGCGGGUAAAGAAGAUCGUUUACCAACAGCUUCUACUUGUAUGAAUUUGCUCAAAUUAUGUGAAUUUGCCGAUGCCAACAUCUUGAAACAAAAACUAUUAUACGCUAUUGAAUCAGGAGCAGGAUUUGAACUGAGUUAAUUGUACUUUUUUAAAAAAAGAAUCAAAACCUUGAACAGUAAAUACAGAUAGAAAAUACUAAUUUUGUUGAUCAUAAUUGAUGAAUAUAAACCACGAAAACGGCGAAUUUUGCUAUUUGCAUUCAUUUUAUAAGCCUGUGUUUAUUGGAAAUAACAAUUAACUCAACCAUUCUUUGCAAUCAUUAAGUAAUUUUUAUUUUUACUUUUAUUAACUGCAUUGCUUCAUUUAUUCAUCUUACCUUUGUGCAAUCUUCCGUCAUAAGAUGAUAGUCUUGAUAAUCUUCCCUGAUUUUUACUCUUGCCUCUUAUUAAACAGAUAAAAAACAGUUUUUAAUAAA